UUUUUUUCCUUCUAAAAUUCACUUCAAUUUAGACAAAAAAUUCAAAUAAUCAAAAUGGAUUAUCAAUAUACAGAUGAAAUGGAAUUCGAAUAUACAGAACCUCUCUCUUUUCCUUCAUUAAAUGAAAAAUUACAGACAGUAUAUACAUUACCACCUUCAGGCACCUUUCAUAUUCCCCAGUCUCUUUUUGGAAAUAAUUAUACAAAACUGAGUUCGACAACUAAUACAGUAUGUAAUUUACUUAAUGAAGUGACGUUGAAUGAUAAAGAAACUGAACGAAUACAAGAACAAGAAGACAAACAAACAAAAAUGUCAAAAAGUUUACAACUAUUACCAAAAGAUAAUUCAUUAAAAGUAAAUGAUAGUAAAGAUCGAUUAGAAAUAAAGCAGUCUGUUGAUCAGUUUGAAAUACCAAAUGCAAUAGCAUCCUUACCCACACCAACCGAUGAAAAGUUAAAAAGUCCAGUAGCAACUUCUCCUUCACAAGUAUUUAUAUAUAAUGCAGCACCUUCUACCGAUGAACAUAUCAAUCAUAGCCAUAGCGUAAUCUAUUAUAUUAAUGGACUAUUUAAACUAUUUUAUACGUCUAUUUUAUUUAUGGGAGCACUUUAUAUUAUUAUUCACCUUAUUAGAAAUAUACACUAUGAUAUAAAAGAUAAGAUAGCUACUUAUGAAUCAGAUUUAUUUGGUGAUCAGUUAUAUUGUCAACAACAAUAUGAAUUAAAUCGAUGUUCACCUAAUACUCGAUUACCAGCUAUUCAAGAUUUAUGUAGAGAAUGGGAACGUUGUAUGAUGCGACCGUUAGCAGUAAGUAAAUCGAAAGUAUUGGCGGAAACUUUAGCAGAAAUGGUAAAUGGAUUUUUGAAUACUUUAACCUUAAAGACAAUGGUAAGAAGAAGAUAAAAAUAGUAGAUUAAAAUGAUUUGCUUAUUUUUUUCUUAUUUUAAAAAAAAAAAAAUAGAUAUAUAGUAUUGUCUUUGGAUUUGGAAUUAUUUGGUCUCUUACCAAUGGUGGUUUAAUAAGCAA
Cokeromyces recurvatus is the source of this 1026-nucleotide messenger RNA. RefSeq names its product Di-sulfide bridge nucleocytoplasmic transport domain-containing protein. The record is from RefSeq and is a predicted model, not a curated record. NCBI's taxonomy places the organism in Eukaryota, Fungi, Mucoromycota, Mucoromycetes, Mucorales, Mucoraceae. Gene Ontology annotation, biological process: lipid homeostasis; nuclear envelope organization. The transcript is spliced from 3 exons. Gene Ontology annotation, cellular component: nuclear envelope; nuclear membrane. The coding region runs from base 55 to 903 and encodes 282 amino acids.